Molecule: messenger RNA, 3036 nt
Organism: Fomitopsis serialis
Lineage: Eukaryota; Fungi; Basidiomycota; Agaricomycetes; Polyporales; Fomitopsidaceae
Exons: 4
Coding region: 1-3036 (1011 amino acids)
Biological process (GO): protein phosphorylation
Molecular function (GO): protein kinase activity
Source: RefSeq, a predicted model, not a curated record
AUGUCCCCGCUCGCGAUUUCUGACUACGAGUCUAGUGACGCCGGCUCGCGAUCACCCUCCCCGGGAUUCGCACCGCUGCACUCAUCCCCCUCGACCCCGUAUUUCUCGGACGCAGGCUACAGCUCUCCCGGCGACAUCCCCGAGGAGUCAGACUACGCCAGCGGCAGCGAAGGCAUCGUAGGCGAACAAGAAGAAGACGACGAGACCGAUCUAGACGCAGCAUCGCGUGCCAGCGAUACAUCAGACCAAGCCCCGCAUCUUGACGGCUCCGCAUUCGAGCCUGCACCUUUCGUCGUCUCGGACGCCCCAGCAGUAUCUCUCGUUACACGACCAGCCGCUCCAGGGACCGGUGUCGAAGGUGGAGGGACGCAAGUAGACGCCAGACCUGUAACGCCGCCAAAGAACCCGUCCAACGUGUCGCGUUUGGCUGACGGGUCGAAGUCCACACCUGUUGCCCACAAACCAUCCACUGCACAUUCCAACUCCUUACAUCCAACUCGGGGCACCGAGUAUAUGCCCAAAAUUCGUCGUGAGAACGCCUUCGAGAUGGAGCGCAAGAUCGUACAAGUCAGCCUGGAGACGUUCAUGCAGACGUUCGUGCCCGGAGCCGACCUUCCCUCCGAUACCGUCGUGGAGGAUUUCGACCCCGUUCAAUUCAAGGGUACAGAGGAACCCAUGUACGACGAGCUGUGCAAGGUGGCGAACUCGGUCUUCGACCACGUCCCCAUCAAAGCCGGUGUCCCGAGGCUGGUAGCGAAGAACACGAGCGUCUGGCCCGAUCCUACGGACAAGGGUGACUACGAGGAGAACACGAAGCCUGACGUAACUGUCUAUCCCGAACACGACGACGCGAAGCGCGCAUAUACGAUCGAGGCGUCAGCACUCAGGGGGAAGUCGGAUAAUAGAAAACAACACUGUCGAGAGAAGGAGGCUAGGACGUCGUGGUUGUGGGCAAGCCUUUGUAUCGAAGCGAAGGUUCACACAACCGACUCUCCGUUCGAGGUGCCGGCAGCCAAGAAGAGUGGUAGGGCCGGGAAGACCGGAGCACGUACGGGAGCUACGCCUGACGAAGCAGGGUCGGGACGAUCAGGCCGGGCGAAGGUUUCUACCCCGUCGGCGACUGUCUCUGGGACUGUCCAAGCAGCAUCGUCGGCUUCUACCCCGGGCCCCGCUGCUCCGGGGGCGAGCAGCACCGCCGCGCCGUCUUUCCUGCGUCUGGACAACAAGGGCGCUAAGCAGACAAUGGGCCAGAUGUGUCAGCAAGUCUCGAAGAUCCUGCGAAGGCAGUUCCUAUCCUGCCUGUUCACGGUAUUUACCUGUCGUGACCAUGCGUGGCUACUCUACUGGGACCGCGCGGGGUUGGUUGUUUCGGAGCCGUUCAACUUCGUGCAGCAGCCACGCCUCUUCCACAACUUCUUCUAUCGGUUCGCCUGUAUGACCGACAUGCAGAGAGGCUUCGACCCGACGGUGACGCGGGCGACCGAGGAGGACGUUGAGCUGAUGCGCAGCCACAAGAAGUUCGACACUGACUGGCACGAGGCCCAGUUUAAGGGUUCGUUGGCACCGGGCUGGCCGAUCUACGAGGUCUCCGUUCCUGAAGAAGACAUGAUCUCGGAGGAUGAGCUCAAGACGGGCGAGAAAGUGCGGCGAGACAACGGAGGCAAGCCUAAGCGGAAGUUCCUCGUCGGGAAGCCGUACUUCAUGAGUAGCUCGCCCACCGGAGGAGGAACGAGGGGAUAUAUCGCGUAUGACGUCGCCGAACAUCGAUUGGUCUUCUUCAAGGAGUGUUGGCGCGUGGACGAGCCGACCUAUCAUCCGGAAGGGGAUGUGUACCUGCGAUUGCAUAAAAAUAACGUGCAGUUCAUAGCGACCCCAAUCGCCGCGGGCGACGUUUGCGAUGCGCCCGGCGAAGCUCGUUCUACUCGCACGCAAGACUUCCUCGAAGACUCGCCGCCCAAGCUCAUCCAGUAUCGCAUCUUCUUGGAACAGAUCGGUAAACCGCUCAAAGAAUACAGGACUUCUCGCGAGUUAGCGGCCGCUAUGUACUGCUGUUUGACAGCGCAUGAACAAGCCUGGGAAAACGCCCAAGUCCUGCACCGUGACAUAAGCAGCGAGAAUCUGCUGAUAUUGUGUGUUAUCCGCGAUGGCAAGAUUGUGGGAUGGAUCGGUAUAUUGGUCGACUGGGGUUUGUGCAAGUACAAGGAGGAGUUACUAAAACGGAGUGUGCUGAAGACCCGUUCAGGCACAUGGCAGUUCAUCUCCGCAGUCUUGCUGGCAUUCCCAGGACACUUUGCGCACGCAGUGUGGCACGAUCUCGAGUCAUUCAUUCACGUCCUUCACUGGAUGUGUCUGCGAUUCCACGUCACGAACUUUUCGAGGAACACGAAGAUGUUGCACAAACACGUCAGCGCAGUCUACGACGCAUCAUUUCCGUCACCCGAUGGUACUUCUGUUGGCGGAGAAGAGAAGCUGAUGAUGAUGCGAGCAGGAACGGUGCCGUUCGAACUCGUCGGAGGAUCUGCUGACCGGUCAACGCCGGGUUUGCACUGCCUCUUGACUGAACUCGCGGAGCUUUACAAGUCGCACUACAAGUGGCUGAAACCUCGGCUACCGGCGUCGCACCCGUACGUCGCAUCCUCCGUGGCGCCCUCCGUCGUUUCGGAGGAACUCGACCCGGGGCUCGAUCUCAUUCCGAUUCCGGAUAAGAGGUUGACCACAUCUCGACUACAACCAGAAGUGCAAGAAAUCCCAGCGAAUUCAGUUCUCGAGGACCACAAGGAGAUGAAAAUGGUAUUCGAGGACGUGCUGCGCCCCCAGGGAGGCCCGUGGACAUACGAUGACAAGACCGGGGACAACUUCGCCUACUUCAACACGUCCAUGGAUCUACAGAGCAGGCUGUCAAGGGAGUCUGUCAAGAGGUCUGCGGACAAUUCUGUGGACGACAGACCCGACAAGCGCAUCAGGAGUGACACUAGCAGCGUGCCCGUGUCGUCCACUUCGUUGUUGGGCUCGAUAGCUGAGAACGUCGAAGGCUGA